This is a messenger RNA of Salarias fasciatus (jewelled blenny), 2565 nucleotides long. RefSeq names its product extracellular calcium-sensing receptor-like. Lineage: Eukaryota; Metazoa; Chordata; Actinopteri; Blenniiformes; Blenniidae. The coding region runs from base 118 to 2565 and encodes 815 amino acids. Gene Ontology annotation, molecular function: G protein-coupled receptor activity. Gene Ontology annotation, cellular component: plasma membrane. The transcript is spliced from 6 exons. Gene Ontology annotation, biological process: G protein-coupled receptor signaling pathway. The record is from RefSeq and is a predicted model, not a curated record.
CAGGGGUGGGCCCUUCUGCAGGUCCUGCUGGUGGCAACCUUCUCCCAGGCUGAGGAGCCAGUGUGCAGACACAGAGGGGAUCCUGAAAGCCCUCAGCUGUUCAAGAGUGGAGACAUUAUGUUGGGGGGGAUCUUAUCUUUCCACAGCAGCUGGAGAGACAGACAAGAAACCUACAUGAACAAACCCAAGCCACUGCAAUGCACCAGUUUGAACUUUAGAGACUUCCAGUUUGCCCAGGCAAUGCUUUUUGCCAUUGAGGAGAUUAAUAACAGCACAGCUUUACUACCGGGAAUCUCUCUGGGAUACAAAAUCUAUGAUAUCUGUGGCUCCAUAGCCAGAAGUGUGGGAGUUGCACUCGCCCUGGCUAACAGUAAUGAUGUUUCUUCUGCACUCCCAAAAGAACCAUGCACCAAACCUGCUCAGGUUCAGGCCAUAAUCGGAGAGACUUCUUCCUCUCCUUGUAUGGCAAUAGCAACUGUUAUCGGACCCCUUCAGAUCCCACUGAUCAGCCACUUUGCCACAUGUGCUUGUCUCAGUGAUAAAACAAAAUACCCAUCCUUUCUCAGAACCAUACCCAGCGACUACUACCAGAGCAGAGCCCUGGCUCAGCUCGUCAAACACUUUGGAUGGACUUGGGUCGGAGCGAUUAGAUCAAACAAUGAUUAUGGCAACAAUGGCAUGGCUACUUUCACUGAAACGGCACAGCAGCUGGGAAUCUGUCUGGAAUAUUCUGUGUCCUUCUUCAGAACGGAUCCAGCUGAGAAAAUACAAACUAUCAUUGAUAUCAUCAAGGCUUCCACCUCCAAGGUGAUUGUGGCCUUUCUCUCCCUCAUGGACAUGGAUGUUUUAAUACAUGAGUUGUCGCAGCACAACCUGACUGGGCGCCAGUGGGUUGGAACUGAGGCCUGGAUAUUUGACUCUCAAACAGCAGCAAUGGAUAAGCAACGUAUCCUGGAUGGGGCUAUAGGUCUCUCCAUCCCCAAAGCGCAUGUUACUGGCUUCAAAGAGUUCAUGUUGGACGUGAGGCCUCUAAAUUUAUCUGGCAAUGAAAUAUUCACAAAGUUUUGGGAGAAGUCUUUUAACUGCAAAUUCAAGCAGUCAAAGUCAUCAGCAGGAGUUGACAGAGAGUGUACCGGACAUGAAGAUCUGACUGGAGUUGAAAACAGCUUCACUGAUAUGUCUCUGAUGCCAAUUAUCAACAAUGUCUAUAAAGGAGUGUAUGCUGUGGCUCAUGCACUUCAUAAAAUACUCGACUGUAAAGAAACAUGCAAUAAAAUCCUGAAACUAGAUCCAUUUAUGAUUUUGCAGCACAUCAGUAACAUUCGCUUCAAAACCAAGGAGGGGGAUGAGGUUUACUUUAAUGAAAACGGAGAUCCUCCAGCAAAGUAUGAAAUAGUAAAUUGGAAGAGAAGAGAAAAUGACAAUGUGGACUUUGUCACAGUGGGACUUUAUGAUGCAUCGCUGCCUGCAGGAAAACAGCUGAUACUGCAAGACAACUCUUUAAUCUGGGCACAGAAUUCACAUCAUGUGCCCGUGUCAGUUUGCAGUGAAAAGUGUCCUCCAGGAACACGGAAGGUUCUCCAGAAAGGAAAGCCUGUCUGCUGCUAUGACUGUGUACAGUGUGCUGAAGGCGAAAUCAGCAACAGUAUAGAUUCUUUCACCUGUGUGAGAUGUCACCCUGAGUUCUGGUCAAAUGAGAGAAGAGAUGCCUGCAUAAAGAAGGAGGCUGUGUUUCUAUCAUAUGAAGAGAUUAUGGGCGCCCUGCUCACUGCAGCAUCUUUAUUUGGAACGUGCAUGACUGCUGCUGUGGCUUUCAUUUUCUUCAGAUACAGAAAAACUCCCAUAGUCAGGGCCAACAACUCUGAGCUGAGCUUCCUGCUGCUCUUCUCUUUGACUCUGUGCUUCCUGUGCUCUCUGACCUUCAUCGGCCGGCCCUCCGAGUGGUCCUGCAUGCUGAGACACACGGCGUUUGGCAUCACCUUCGUCCUCUGUAUCUCCUGUGUGCUGGGGAAGACUAUGGUGGUGUUGAUGGCCUUCAGGUCCACACUCCCAGGCAGUAAUGUGAUGAAAUGGUUUGGGCCUGCACAGCAGAGACUCAGCGUCCUGGGUUUCACUCUGAUACAAGUGAUCAUAUGUGUCCUCUGGUUAACAAUUUCUCCUCCUUUCCCUUUUAAGAAUUUUACGAAGCUCAAAGACAAAAUAAUCUUGGAGUGUGCUCUGGGCUCACCUGUAGGUUUCUGGGCUGUUCUCGGCUACAUUGGACUUUUGGCCAUUUUGUGCUUCAUCUUUGCUUUCCUGGCUCGGAAACUGCCUGAUAAUUUCAAUGAAGCCAAAUUCAUCACCUUCAGCAUGCUGAUAUUCUGUGCAGUGUGGAUCACCUUCAUCCCGGCUUAUGUCAGCUCUCCUGGGAAGUUCAGUGUUGCUGUGGAGAUUUUUGCUAUUCUGGCUUCCAGUUUUGGACUGCUGAUUUGUAUUUUUGUCCCAAAAUGUUAUGUAAUCUUACUGAAACCAGAGAAGAACACAAAAAAGAAUAUAAUGGGGAAGGGGGCACAAACAUCACUUUAA